AUGGAGUCCUACUCACCUGCAAAUAUGGAAUCUACAGGGAAUCCAGAUUCUAUUCACAAUAUUGUUAAUUCAACUAAUUUAUAUGAAAAAUUAAAGAGAGAUGAUGAAGAUAUUGAUAAUAAAGCUUCAGAGACCUUUGAGAAGAAUAAAAAAAGAAUAAGAAAAAGAAAGUCUUUAUAA
Molecule: messenger RNA, 180 nt
Organism: Paracoccidioides lutzii Pb01
Exons: 2
Coding region: 1-180 (59 amino acids)
Source: RefSeq, a predicted model, not a curated record